Molecule: messenger RNA, 447 nt
Organism: Psilocybe cubensis
Lineage: Eukaryota; Fungi; Basidiomycota; Agaricomycetes; Agaricales; Agrocybaceae
Exons: 2
Coding region: 1-447 (148 amino acids)
Source: RefSeq, a predicted model, not a curated record
AUGUCGGUCAUUCGGACUUUGAUUGCGUAUACAUUCACCACGGGUCUUUUCACGACUCUUGUAGCUGCUGCAGGGCUGGUACUGGUGCGUAGCAUAUCCGACAAGUCUGUGUCUAAGUCUGCUCUAACUGAAUCACCCACGUCCUCAGAAGCGGAACUCAACCGACACGUCAGCUUUUGUGGGAGCACUAUUCUCUACGCCAGCGGUCUUCUCGCUUCACUCAACCGACGCGAUAAAAUGCGUAAGGAAAUCGCACCAUCAUCAGGUAUCAUCACUGUCCCUCUGGGUCACGAUCUCAGCGAACUCGAAGGACAUUCCACGGAGGUGUCAAGAGAGUCCUUGACAGAUGUUGUUAUUGAUAUCUGCACUUCCACCGAGUCUUCCAGCGAUGGUGUCUCCGAACCUGUAGACGAGGACAUUCAAGCUCGGCUGAAACCAAACCAUUGA